AAUUAGGUGUCUCGAAAGGAGUCAUCGUUUCUGGCUAAGGGGGUUCUGGACUGCUAUCUAUCCAAACCAAAGAAUAAUGGAAGAGGGGAAAAAAUGAUGCACUAUUGUUUGAUCAUAAAUCAAAUCACGAAAUCAAUUCAGAUGUUUCAAAUUACAAAGUUGUGAAGCCAAAUGAGGACAUAAAACCAGAUGAAUCAACAUUUAUUACUUCUGAGGACAUGAAACCAGAUGAAUCAACAUUUAUAACUUCUGAGGACAUGAAACCAGAUGAAUCAACAUUUAUAACUUCUGAGGACAUGAAACCAGAUGUACCAACAUUGUCACUAGAUGGUACAAAAGAAUCAAAAAUAGAUUCAACAGAUUUAUCUACUAUUUGUGGUGAAAAAGUACCUGUUUUGAAUUCACUGAUUGAUAAUGAUUUGAAAGAGUUGAAAAUGUUAUAUACAAAAUCUUUACACAAUAAACUUCAUUUUAAAGAUAAGAAAGAAUGCAAUAUCUGUCAAAGGAAAUUUUCUUUUUAUUAUUUAUCAGAACAUAAAGCUGCUGUUCAUUCUGGAAUCAAAGAACAUGAAUGUGGUAUUUGUCAUAAAAACUUUUCCAAUAGGAGUGGCUUAUCUAAACAUAAAAAUAUUCAUAAUGGAGUGAAACCAUAUCAAUGUAAUAUUUGUCACAAUAAGUUUUCUGAUAAGUAUUGUUUAUCUGAGCAUUUAAAUAUUCACUCAAGGGAAAAGAUAUAUGAAUGUGAAGUUUGUCACAAAUUGUUUUUUAGGAAGAAUUCUUUAAGUGCUCAUAAAAAAAUUCAUUCUGAAGAAAAACCACAUGAAUGUAAUAUUUGUCAUAAAAAUUUUUCCAUCAUGUCUUCUUUGUCCAAGCAUAAAAAUUAUCAUAAUGAUGCACAGAAAUAUAAAUGUGAUUUAUGUCAAAAGAAGUUUUCAAGUAAGUCUGUAAUAUCUCAACAUUUAACUAUUCACUGUGGUGAAAGGAAUUUUGAAUGCAGUAUUUGUCACAAAUUUUUUUUUCAUAGGAGUUAUUUGUCUACUCAUAAAAGAAUUCAUUCAGAAAAAAAACCUUUUGAAUGUAACAUUUGCCAUAAGCAGUUUUCUUUUAAGUCUUGUUUAACUCAGCAUAAAAUUAAUCACUGUGGAGGACAGCCUUAUGAAUGUGAUUUAUGUCAUAAAAAGUUUUCUAAGAAGUAUUGUCUAUCUCAGCAUUUAAAUCUUCACUCUGGCGAAAGGAUAUAUGAAUGCUCAAACUGUCACAAAUUAUUUUUACUAUAUACUGAUUUUUAUAGACAUAAAAAACGUCACACUGUGAAAAAAAUGUAUGAAUGUGUUAUUUGCUGUGAAAAGUUUUCUUUUCAGUCUGCUUUAUUUCAGCAUAAAAUAAUUCAUUGCGGAGGAAAUCAAUAUGAUUGUGAAUUAUGUCAUGAAAAGUUUUCUAAUGAUUUUGAUUUAUCUAAGCAUUUAAAUUUUCACCUUCUCGAGAGGAAAUAUGAAUGUGAUGUUUGUCAUAAAUCAUUUUUUCAGAAGAUUGAUUUACGCAGACAUUGCAAAACUCAUGCAGAAGAAAAACGUUUUGAAUGUAACAUUUGUCAUAAAAAAUUUUCUUUGAAAAAAUAUCUAUCAAGACAUCAAAAAACUCCUCAUGAAUUUAAGGAGUAUGAGUGUGACAUCUGUCAAGAAAAGUUUUAUUUUAAGUCUCAUUUAUAUCAGCAUAAACUAAUUCAUUCUGGGAAACAGAUAUAUGAAUGUGAUUUAUGUCGUAAGAAAUUUUCUAGAAAGAGUUGUUUAAAUACUCAUUUAAAAAUGCAUUUAUUGUGAAAGUCAGCAUAUUUGUGAUGCUUGACCAAUAUAUUUAUCAGGAAGCUUAUUUAUGUUAAGCUUUUUUU
Molecule: messenger RNA, 1888 nt
Organism: Physella acuta
Lineage: Eukaryota; Metazoa; Mollusca; Gastropoda; Physidae
Product: zinc finger protein OZF
Biological process (GO): regulation of transcription by RNA polymerase II
Cellular component (GO): nucleoplasm
Molecular function (GO): RNA polymerase II cis-regulatory region sequence-specific DNA binding; DNA-binding transcription repressor activity, RNA polymerase II-specific
Source: RefSeq, a predicted model, not a curated record